Molecule: messenger RNA, 840 nt
Organism: Brassica rapa (field mustard)
Lineage: Eukaryota; Viridiplantae; Streptophyta; Magnoliopsida; Brassicales; Brassicaceae
Source: RefSeq, a predicted model, not a curated record
AUGGAAGUUGGGAAUGGGAAACAUACCUCCUUCUGGUAUGAUGUCUGGUCCAAGAUCGGUUGCCUCAAAGUUGCUCUUGGUGACCGCGGUCUGAUUGACUUAGGCAUUGGUGAUAAUGCCUUAGUGUCUGAUGUUCUUGGUAGGCAGCGAAGAAGGAGAAGGCACAGAGUGAGUUUUCUAAAUGAAGUGGAGACUGAAAUAGAGGCUCUACGGUUAGCUGCGAAUCAGGGUGAUGAUAUUGCUCUGUGGAAGCAGCAGGAAGGCAGAUUUGUAAAUAAAUUUUCUGCAAAAAAAACCUGGGAACAGAUUCGCCACAGCCGCCAAGCUUGCAACUGGAGCAAAGGCAUCUGGUUCACCCAUUCAACUCCAAAGUUCUCAUUCCUUGUCUGGGUUGCUGUGCUCAACAGACUGCAAACUGGAGAUAAAAUGCGGCUUUGGCACACUGGGAUAAAUACGACCUGCAUUCUGUGUAAUGUAGCCGAAGAAACCCGUGAACAUCUCUUCUUUGGCUGCAGGUACACAAGACAGAUCUGGAAGGCUCUCGCGGAGGGAUUGUUACAAAACAGAUUCACCACAGACUGGAAUCAACUUGUUGCGAUCAUCACCAGGCCGGGGCUCACUCCCAUCAAAAACUUCCUUGUCCGGUAUGUUUUCCAAGCAGCUGUACACUCAAUCUGGAGAGAGCGCAAUGCUCGACGACAUGGAGAACAAGAAAGAGAAGCUCAGUGUCUAGCAAAGCUUGUAGAUAAAAAUGUUAGGCUUUGGUUGCUUUCACUCCAAGGUAGAGGAAAAAUGGAAGGAGGGCUUGCAACAUGGUUUGGGUCUAGAGUGGAUCCUUAA